Molecule: messenger RNA, 1447 nt
Organism: Zingiber officinale
Lineage: Eukaryota; Viridiplantae; Streptophyta; Magnoliopsida; Zingiberales; Zingiberaceae
Product: 60S ribosomal protein L9-like
Exons: 6
Coding region: 1-615 (204 amino acids)
Biological process (GO): cytoplasmic translation
Cellular component (GO): cytosolic large ribosomal subunit; ribosome
Molecular function (GO): structural constituent of ribosome; rRNA binding
Source: RefSeq, a predicted model, not a curated record
AUGGCGCAAAUAUUUACUUUUAUUCUUGUUAAAUUAAUCCUGUCCUCGCAGACGAUGGAUAUCCCUGAGGGCGUCACUGUGAAGGUGAACGCUAAGAUCGUGGAGGUGGAGGGCCCGCGUGGCAAGCUCACCCGCGACUUCAAGCAUCUUAAUCUCGACUUCGAGCUCAUUGAGGGCGGGAAGAAGCUGAAGGUGGACGCUUGGUUCGGAUCUCGGAAGACUACGGCCGCCAUCCGCACAUCCUUAAGCCACAUCGAUAACCUGAUCACGGGGGUCACAAAGGGGUACCGCUACAAAAUGCGGUUGGUCUAUGCCCACUUUCCCAUCAAUGCCUCCAUCACUCCCAACAACAGCUGCAUUGAGAUCAAGAACUUCCUUGGGGAGAAAAAGGUCCCACGCCGAGGCCGGCAAGACGUUCGGCUUCCUGAUGCGCGACGGCUACACCUUCUUCGCCAUCGACGACGACGCCGGCGCCGGCAACGCCGAGAUGCUCGCCUUCCUCGAGCACCUACGCGAGGCCUACGAGAACGCUCACAGGAAGGGCAAGAUCGACGGAGAGGUGCUCAACUGGGUCCUCCGGGUCGGAUCCGGCGGGAAACCCAGGAACGGGUCUAAGAACGAUGGAGCCCUCAAGAUCGAGGCGCUCCCGGGGUCUCCGGGCGGCGUGAUCUCAAUGAGCCGGAGCUUGAGCUCCAGGCUCACGGGGCAGCAGCGCGCGACUAAGUUGUGGUGGCGCCGAGUGAAGAUUGUAGCCGCCGUCGACGUGCUACUCUGCCUCACGAUGCUCGCGAUCUGUUGUUUUCUUCUUGUAUGAUCUGUCACCUAUUACGGUGACAAUAAGAGAAGAACGACAUAGUUUUCUUCAUUUCCUAACUCGGCUAUGUGCCGUGCUUGGUGGCACAUUUGCUUUAACAGAUUGUAGUUAUAUCUAAGAGGUCAAGGAAUAUGCAGGCCAAGGUUCGAGGUGCUCUCUAGCCCACAUUUUGCACCUCCUUUGAGCUGGAGCAUUGUUUUUUUUUGGAAGAAUUCAUGUUCCUUUUCAAUCUCAUGUUUAAUGAACCUUUCAAUAAAUUAGUGUUAAUGUAUUCGGAUCACAGAAUGUGAAUUCACAUCUAUUGAUUAUGUGGAAGUUUAAUUAUAAUCAUGCCUCCUCCAUGCUGCUUAGAUUUAUGAGGUUUAAGAAUGAAGGAAGAUUUAUGUGAAUUCACGGAUCUGAAAAAGUACAUCAGAAGUUUCCGCCAGAGCCAUGAAAUGAUGCCACCAAUGACUGUUAAGAUUUUGAUGUAUCAACUCUGCAAAGGAAUUUCAUUCUGUCAUGGUCAUGGAGUGUUGCACAGGGAUCUUAAGCCUCACAAUCUUUUAAUGGACCGCAAGACUAUGAUGCUAAAAGUUGCGGAUCUUGGACUCAGUCGUGCUUUCACCAUUCCCCUCAAGAAAUACAUGCACG